UCUCAAAUUUCUAGUACAUAUCAACUAACACAGAACCAAGUUCCAAUCUAUAGCUAGUUUUCAUGGCUUCACUCAAGUCAACUUUCUUGAUCACAUUCCUUGUUUUUCUCCUCCAGUUUUCUGAGAUCAGGAGCCAUGGAGGCAACGAUGAUGGCGACACACCAGCUACCAGUACCGGGAGUCCACGCUCGAAAGGGCUGAUUUUGGUGAAAAUUUGGUGUCUGUUGAUCAUGUUUUUUAGCACAUUUGCCGGGGGAGUUUCCCCAUAUUUCUACAGAUGGAAUGAGAGUUUUCUUCUGUUGGGCACUCAGUUCGCCGGCGGUGUGUUCUUGGGAACAGCUCUCAUGCAUUUCUUGAGUGAUUCAACCUCCACGUUCGGCGACCUUACCACCAAAAGUUAUCCCUUUUCAUUCAUGUUGGCAUCGGCGGGUUAUCUUCUGACUAUGUUGGCAGACAGUGUGAUUGCGUAUGUUUUGGGAAGCCAUGACAAGGAGGCUAGAGUGGACGUGGAAGUGGAGAGUGGCGCCGGCAAAGAGGCUGCCCCAAACCCAUUUCUUGCGAAGACUACUUCAGUUGGUGACACCUUGCUUCUCAUACUUGCUUUGUGCUUCCACUCAGUUUUCGAGGGCAUUGCUGUUGGAGUAGCAGAUACAAAAGCCGAUGCAUGGAGAAAUAUGUGGACGAUUUCGCUUCACAAGAUAUUCGCAGCUGUUGCAAUGGGUAUUGCACUUCUAAAGUUGAUACCUAAGAGGCCAUUUCUGGCAACUUUGGCUUACUCAUUUGCCUUUGCUAUUUCAAGCCCCGUCGGAGUAGGCAUAGGCAUUGCUCUUGAUGCCACGACUCAAGGCCGUCGGGCUGAUUGGACUUACGCUAUCUCAAUGGGACUCGCUUGUGGAGUUUUCGUCUAUGUAGCUAUCAAUCAUUUAAUAGCUAAAGGCUUUAGACCACAGAACAAAUGUCACUUCGACACUCCAUUUUUCAAAUUCUUUGCUGUGCUCUUUGGUGUGGGAGUAAUAGCAGUUGUUAUGAUAUGGGACUAAGUCUUUUUCUGCUUAACUAAUGCUGUGGAACCAUUCCAAAAUUGAGUCUGUUAAACAAAUUAUACAAUUUUCUUCCCUAUUUGAUCUGGAAUCUACAUUUGUA
Molecule: messenger RNA, 1143 nt
Organism: Sesamum indicum (sesame)
Lineage: Eukaryota; Viridiplantae; Streptophyta; Magnoliopsida; Lamiales; Pedaliaceae
Gene: ZIP2
Product: ZRT/IRT-like protein 2
Biological process (GO): zinc ion transmembrane transport
Cellular component (GO): membrane
Molecular function (GO): zinc ion transmembrane transporter activity
Source: RefSeq, a predicted model, not a curated record